CUGUGUCUUUUUUCUCUGUACUUCAUCUUGCAACUGUUAUCAUCUUUUAUAUUCUCUUCACUUUUUAUUAUUAUUAUUAUUAUUAUAUAGUCUUUUCGUUUCAUUUACUUAACAUGGAAGAUGCAAGAGAAACGGCUGUUUCCAAGUUGGCUGAAAUACUCAAACAUCCUGAUGAUCUCAAUACAAAAAUUGGUCCUCUCGUACGAAAAUUGACUAAAGAAAAAGCAACUAUUGAUGCCCAACUCAAUACUGGUGUUCAAACUCAACUAGAUAAUGUUCAACAAGGACUCGAAACACUUGACAUCUCCAUCCAAAGUAAUGAACGUGUGAAGGAAAAUAUGCAACGUAUCGAUGCUCUUUGUGGUGAUACUCGUCAUUUGAUUAAAGACUUUGGUCGUAUCAGUCAACUAUCUCAAUUACACAAGAACUUUGUAGCUACACAAGAAAAGGUCAAGUCUUUUCAAGUACUAUAUCAACGACUGGAUUCUCUGGAAAGUAUGUUUCGCCCUUUACAAGCUGAUAUUUUCGAACCACAAUCCGAUUUACUUCAUGUACAUUACAAUCUAUUCAAGUUGGAAGAAUUCCGUGAUCAAACCAUGCAUCAGGCGCGCGAUCCACCUCAUGACGUACUUAUUACUCUCAAAACCCAGUUUCGACGAGUAGAUGUUUUAUCAGACGAUUUUACACAACACUUAUGGCAUUUGGCUCGUAACAUGUUGGCUCUUGUGGAUGAAGGAUGUGGACCUACUAUUGUGAUUAUGGUCAAGAUUAUCGAAUGUGAAGAAAGGGCAGAUGAAAAGGCAUUGGCAGCACGACGAGCUCAAGCAAGUCAUCAAGAUCUUCAGCAACGAAAUGAAGAUUCAGUGCAACAACAAAAAUGGCGAUUGGCGGAAGGCAAUCCUCGUACCAUCAAAUCUUAUCGUGUGGAAUUCUUUGAACAAGUACAUCAAUCUAUUGUCGAACGAUUUGAACAAGAAUUGGCACCAUACAAAGAAGUAGAUGAUUGGGUGGGAACCUUGGACGCAACAGAUUUCAUCUUCAACGAUUUGGAAUUGGUGUUUGAUCAAAUAGUGCCGAAAUUCCCGAAGAAAUAUAAGAUUUUCCCUCACUUUGUGUUGGAAUACCACCGACAUACUUAUGAAAUGCUCAAUCAAAUGGUGGAUCAAGAAUUGGAUGCUGGAUCUAUCUUACGUCUUUUACGGUUUGUGCGUGAUUAUUAUGCUACCAUGAGUACUAGAUUAGGCGUGACGGAAGAACUAUUGGAACCACAGUUAUUAGAUGGACAGGAACAAUCAUUAGUAGAUGAAUAUUUGAAAUUAGUGCGUACAAAGCUGGCAGAAUGGACAUCCAAUCUCAUGUCAUCAGAAUCACGCGAUUUCGUCAAACGGGAAAAUCCUCCGGAAGAAUCAACAGAUGGGCAGUUUGGUAUGGCGGGUGCGGUGGAUAUGUUCCAGAUCAUCAAUCAGCAAAUCGAUGUGGCAGCAGAUGCGAAUCAAGGCAUGUUACUUUAUUUGGUGGUAUCUGAAUGUAGCAAGGUGAUCAAGGAUUCGCAAACAUUCUGGAAAAAGUUAUUGACGACUGAAUUACGCAAACAAUUAGAUCAACCGGAUGAAACACCUGAAGGAUUUGUGGAAUAUGUGAUGGCUCUUGCGAAUGAUCAAGUCAAAUGUGCUGAUUUUGCCGAUGGACUUUUGGCACGCAUUGUACCCAUGGUAGAAAGUAGGUACAAGGUACAGGCAGAAGAAAAACUCUCGACGGCGGUGGAAGGAUAUAUUCAUGUGGCAACAGCAGCAAGAGAGGCACUUUUGGAUGUGACGUUCAACGAUAUUCGACCAGUCUUUGAUGAUCUGUUUACAACACGAUGGUACGAACAACCGUUGAUUCCCUCAGUGAUUGAAACUCUCAAGGAUUACUGUCAUGACUUUAUGCACUUGAAUCAACAACUUUUCCAUAAACUAUUGAACGAUAUUUUGGACCGUUUCCUUAUUCUUUAUCUACAAUCGAUGCGCAAUCGCAAAGCAACAUUCAAAAUGGAGGUCUGCUUGGACAAGAUUCAAAAUGAUGUACGCAUCUCAUUUAACUUUUUCGCCAAACAUAUUCCUGUGGAAGAAUUGGAAGAUCAUUUCGACGUGAUUGAAAAAGUACAUACGCUAUUGGAAAGCAAUCGAAGGAUGAUCUUUGUGGAUUAUUACUCUUUACGCCAAGCAUACCCUGAUAUCCCUUUGGCCUUUGUAGAAGAUAUUCUUGGAAAACGUGAUGAUUUGGAUAAGUCGGCUUUGAAAGAUAUUAUGGAAGGCAUCAAGGCAAAGGCAAGAGAAUAUGAACCCCAAGCGGACACUCCUCCAACCAUCUUUAGUCGUAUCAAGUGGUAGAUUAAAUUCCUUUUAUUACUUUAUUAUAAUUAUUAUUAUUAUUAUUCAACUCAUACCCCAUUUUUUUUUUUUUU
This is a messenger RNA of Halteromyces radiatus, 2446 nucleotides long. Its product is annotated as exocyst complex component Sec6-domain-containing protein. Bases 114 to 2372 code for a protein of 752 amino acids. Gene Ontology annotation, cellular component: exocyst. Lineage: Eukaryota; Fungi; Mucoromycota; Mucoromycetes; Mucorales; Cunninghamellaceae. The transcript is spliced from 2 exons. Gene Ontology annotation, biological process: exocytosis; exocyst localization. Gene Ontology annotation, molecular function: SNARE binding. The record is from RefSeq and is a predicted model, not a curated record.